This is a messenger RNA of Tribolium castaneum (red flour beetle), 1303 nucleotides long. Its product is annotated as lipase 1. The transcript has 5 exons. The record is from RefSeq and is a predicted model, not a curated record. Gene Ontology annotation, molecular function: hydrolase activity, acting on ester bonds. Lineage: Eukaryota; Metazoa; Arthropoda; Insecta; Coleoptera; Tenebrionidae. Gene Ontology annotation, biological process: lipid metabolic process. Bases 89 to 1285 code for a protein of 398 amino acids.
GCAUAAAAGAAAAAAUAAAUCGAUAAAGUUCCAUUGUAGAUGUUAUAAAUUCGUUUAGUGGUCCUAAUCCUCUCAUCAGUGAUCCGCAAUGGCUAUCCAAACCAAACUGGUAAUCAUUUUCCUCCUCUCAAGUCUCCUCUAUGGACGUGAAGUGUCCGCAGACUCGGACGUGGGUUUGAACACAGUUGAAAUGAUAGAAAAGCAUGGCUACGUGUGUGAAACCCACUACAUAACAACCGAAGAUGGUUACAUCUUAACAUACCACAGAAUACCACAUGGUAAAAACAACGAUAAUUCGACCAAAAGACCGGCCGUUUUGCUCAUGCAUGGUCUCAUAUCGUCUUCGGCCGAUUACGUAAAUAUGGGUCCGAACAAUAGUCUCGCCUAUAUUUUGGCCGACAUCGGAUAUGAUGUAUGGCUUGGUAAUGCUAGAGGGAACGGAUGGUCGCGAAAUCACACAACUCUGGAUAUAGUAGCAGAUGCUGAGAAGUUUUUCGAUUUCAGUUGGCAUGAAAUCGGGUAUUACGACCUGCCCGCUGCUAUAGAUUACAUCUUGGAUGUAAACGGUGACGAUAGUAUUUAUUAUGUAGGACACUCUCAAGGUACAACUGCCUUCAUGGUCUUGGGGUCCACUAGGCCAGAAUAUAACAGCAAAAUCAAAAUUGCCUCACUUAUGGGGCCUGCCUCGUAUAUGGAGCAUCAGUCCACUACGCUUUUAGUAGGUCUUUCAAAAUAUAUCUUUGAGUUGGAGAAAGUAGUAAAGAAAUACACAAUAUUUGAAAUACCGCUUCUGGCACAACUACGAAAGUUUGCGUCUGAUUUUUGCUCAAAUCCCGACAGUCUCAACAUCUGCGAAGAUGUUAUCGGUCUCAUAGGUGGACAAGAUAAACCGCAAUUUGACUUCGAAAAAUUCCCUGUAAUUCUUACAAAUGCACCCUCAAACGCAGCCAUGAAACAGCUUUAUCACUAUGGCCAACUUAUCAAAAAUGGUGGAUUUUCGCAGUUUGAUUUUGGCAGUAAAGAAAAAAACAAGGAAAUUUAUGGAACCGAUACACCCCCGGCCUAUGAUUUGUCGAAAAUUUCAGCACCUGUGGCUGUUUAUUAUGGAAAAAAUGACCAGCUGGUGAACUACUUGGAUGCGCAAACUGUAGUAAAGAAUCUUGGAAAUGUAGCUAAUGAUUAUUUCAUACCGUACGACCUAUUCGAUCACUUGGACUUCAUUUUUGCAAAGGAUGUUGUAAAUAUGCUCUAUGUAGAGCUAAUUAAAGUUAUGCAAAAGUACUGAAUAAAUUUUUACAUAGGA